Molecule: messenger RNA, 954 nt
Organism: Fusarium redolens
Lineage: Eukaryota; Fungi; Ascomycota; Sordariomycetes; Hypocreales; Nectriaceae
Exons: 1
Coding region: 52-765 (237 amino acids)
Source: RefSeq, a predicted model, not a curated record
CUUAACAAUCUCGAUUUCUUCUAGUAAGUCUUUCUUCAGGACCCUUCGAUCAUGAUUCCUAAUGCGAGAGCAUGGGACAUCCGUUCAGAGAUAUUAAUCCCCGUAGCCGAUGGUAGACCGUCUACUCCUCCAAGAACAUGGAACAUUGACUCAGCAGUAUUGCAACCCAUGCCUGCUGGUGAUGGACCGUCUACUCCACGUGCCACCUCCGAAGACAAUACGCUCAGGCGAUGGCUUGAGUCAACAAGCGCAAACCUGGACACUUCAAUACCCGAUGAACCAACACCAUCGUCUUGUCAUUACGAAGCUAUACCCGAUACCAGCCACUCUGUCGCCUUCAACCGUAAAUCUGAUCCUUAUGCAAGAGGCAUAUAUCUGAUUCUUGACGUCUCACGAAGUCGUGCUUUGACGUGUCACAGAGGUCAACUACGUCUCGAGGCCAUCGACCUAGACGACCGUCAACGAUACAUCUCAGAACAAGCUCAAUGGCUCUGCACUGAGCGGAAUGGCUUCAAGGGUUUCAAGAAUGUUGCGGAAGGAGGGUUCUUGGGACACGAUUUGUGGUGGGAUUUCUACGCCAAAGCUUCGUGUCAUAGCCUUUGGGAGAGCUUCACUAUUGCUAGGCGCGGAGACGAUCUGUAUUGGAUACAGAUUCUUCAUUGGUGGACGCAGUGGCAGGUGUCUGUGCAGGGUGAUGGGAGGGGGGUCUUUGCGGAGCGGGAUGGAGGGACGUUAUGGGAGUUCGUUGAGAUUAUUAUCUUCUGAAUGGGGAAAUUGCUGCGUACUGAUAUUUUCUCCGGAUCGACUAAGACUACUAAUGGUGCUGAAAGAGUGAAACAGAUGUGAAUAUUACGUGUAAACGUCAAUGCGUCAUAAGUUAGCACGUAUUGGAGUGAGAUGACAUGAUUUAUAAUGAGAAAGGGCAUUGUAAUGAAGCAUCUUGUGUCAAUAGUG